This is a messenger RNA of Alligator mississippiensis (American alligator), 429 nucleotides long. RefSeq lists its product as uncharacterized. Lineage: Eukaryota; Metazoa; Chordata; Crocodylia; Alligatoridae. The record is from RefSeq and is a predicted model, not a curated record. Gene Ontology annotation, molecular function: structural constituent of chromatin; DNA binding; protein heterodimerization activity. The transcript has a single exon. Bases 1 to 429 code for a protein of 142 amino acids. Gene Ontology annotation, cellular component: nucleosome.
AUGGCUGCUGCCCAGAGAGGAAGGAAGAAGACCCAGAACCAGCGGAGACGGAAAUCCUAUGGGAGGAGGCACCAGACCAAACAGGGGAAGUCCCAGCACAAGCAAAGGAGCCAGACAAGACGAAAGCCAGCACUGAAGCAGGAGAGGAGCAGCCAUGGGAAGAAGAGCUCCUCCAAGGAGUAUGACUCCAACAAGGUGCUAAAACAGCUGAAACGAGAUAACAAGCUCUUAUCAAACAAAGCCAAAGGGCUGAUGAUCAGCUUUGUGAAUGACAUCUACAAAAGAGUGUCCAUGGAGGCCGAACGCUUGAGGAAGCAGACUCGUCGCCCUACCAUCGGCCCCACACAGAUGCAAGCUGCUCUGUGGGAAGUAAUGCCAAAGAAACGGGUCAGGCACUCAGCCGCCCCUGUCUCUAGGAGGUCUUAUUAA